AUGGUACGUUUCCGUUUACGAAAAUAAGAAAAGAUAACUUGUUUCUGCAAACUUCUCCUUUUAUCCACUCCUCUCACCCCUUCACUUCCUCUGUAUCAGCUCUAUAACACUUCUCGCUUCUACGGGGUGGAGUCGUUGGGCCUCGAUGGGUCCAUUUACACUUUCUGUUAUGGUUGAAGACUCUGCCAUUUCAUUACCAAAUGCUCAUACAAAGCGAAAACAGAACUCACUCCUGAGCAAUUCUUUUGCAUCAGUUAGCAUGGGAGAGGAAAGGCCAUUUGACUUUUUACGCACUUUAUUUGAGGGUGUUAUUGCCGGAGGUACAGCUGGAGUUGUUGUUGAGACAGCUCUAUACCCAAUUGACACUAUAAAAACACGUCUGCAGGCUGCUCGUGGAGGAGAAAAACUAAUAUUAAAAGGCCUUUAUUCUGGAUUGGCAGGGAACCUUGCUGGUGUCUUACCGUUCUUUCUUGAAGAAAAGCAAGCAAAUUGUAACUGCAUAAUCAUGUUGGCAUCUGCUCUAUUUGUUGGAGUUUAUGAACCCAUAAAGCAGAAAUUGCUGAGGAUAUUUCCUGAAAGUCUGAGUGCUUUUGCUCAUUUGACUGCAGGUGCCAUAGGAGGCAUUGCUGCUUCACUGAUUCGUGUUCCAACAGAGGUUAUCAAGCAACGAAUGCAAACCGGGCAGUUUACUUCAGCUUCUGGUGCUGUUCGCUUUAUUGCAUCUAAUGAAGGCUUUAAAGGAUUUUAUGCUGGGUAUAGAUCUUUUUUGUUGCGGGAUUUGCCCUUUGAUGCUAUUCAGUUUUGCAUCUAUGAGCAGAUUCGAAUAGGCUAUAUGCUUGCGGCACGAAGAAAUUUGAAUGAUCCAGAAAAUGCUAUUAUUGGUGCUUUUGCAGGUGCACUAACUGGGGCUAUAACUACCCCCCUCGAUGUCAUCAAGACAAGGUUGAUGGUUCAGGGAUCUGCAAACCAAUAUAAGGGAAUCGUAAACUGUGUUCAAACCAUUAUUAAGGACGAAGGACCUGGGGCCUUUUUGAAGGGUAUUGGGCCCAGAGUACUAUGGAUUGGCAUAGGUGGUUCAAUAUUCUUUGGCGUCCUUGAGAGUACAAAACGUUUUCUUGCUGAGAGGCGUCCUACACUAGCUCAGCACUCAUACUCAGAAGAAAGUAAAGAUUCUUAGUUUUUGUACCAACUUUUUUUUUAGUCUUCUUCAGUGCCCUUUUCCAAAUGCAAUAUUUACUUAAAUGCAGUAUACUAUUUCCUCAAUUUUCAAUUUUAAGCUUGAGAGCAAGAUUGUAGUUGUGUCUGAUUAUUUUCCCUUCUCCUUAUCCUUUAGUGCCUUUAUCCGGUUAUUUCCCUUUGUCCAACUGCUAAAAUGAUUUUAUGUAUGAGUUUUGAAAGCAUGACAUUAAUAUGAAUUGGGAUUAGGAUUCCUUGAUUCUUUG
Abrus precatorius (Indian licorice) is the source of this 1442-nucleotide messenger RNA. Its product is annotated as S-adenosylmethionine carrier 1, chloroplastic/mitochondrial. Gene Ontology annotation, molecular function: S-adenosyl-L-methionine transmembrane transporter activity. Gene Ontology annotation, biological process: transmembrane transport. Gene Ontology annotation, cellular component: mitochondrial inner membrane. NCBI's taxonomy places the organism in Eukaryota, Viridiplantae, Streptophyta, Magnoliopsida, Fabales, Fabaceae. The record is from RefSeq and is a predicted model, not a curated record. The transcript is spliced from 14 exons. Bases 146 to 1177 code for a protein of 343 amino acids.